This is a messenger RNA of Alosa sapidissima (American shad), 4221 nucleotides long. It is a transcript of the gene daxx, whose product is annotated as death-domain associated protein. The transcript has 11 exons. The record is from RefSeq and is a predicted model, not a curated record. NCBI's taxonomy places the organism in Eukaryota, Metazoa, Chordata, Actinopteri, Clupeiformes, Clupeidae. Bases 280 to 2409 code for a protein of 709 amino acids. Gene Ontology annotation, molecular function: histone binding.
UGAAUUUACACGCCAGGGGGAGAUUCCACGACCGACAGUGCGUAGACAGGCACGGAUCAAAACAUACCACAGAAGAAAGAAUGGAACGGGUGUCAGCCAAUGACUAGGGUCCUUACUGAAAUGCCACGAAUUGUAAAUGAGCUUGUAGAUUGUGUUGUUUCGCGCUGAGAAGUGAAAAUAGAACCCGGAAGGAGCGCGAGCUGCUAACCAGCUGUUACUUAAGUAAAUUAGCGAUCACUACCGUGGUAACGUUCCCUUUCUUACACAUUGACUUUGGCAAUGGAAAACAUCAUAAUUCUAGAUGACGAUGAGGAAGAAGAAAAGUCCGAACCGUCAUCCUCCACCAACUCGCGUUCAUCUGCUGAUAAACCCAGGAGAAAUGUCCAGGCGCCCACCCCCACACACAUCACCCAGUCACCCUUUGCCUCUGCGAAAAAGAACAGAAGUGUCCUUCAGAAAGAGAAUGAGAAGUUAUUCGCGGAGUUUGUGGAACACUGUAGGCCCCACACUAUAGACUGCCCUGAGGUUUUGACCUUCCUGCAAACCAAACACGCCAAGGCCACGCCGGACUUCUUGUCUUCCGUUGAGUUCCGGAACACUCUGGGCCGCUGUCUGACCAGGGCCCAGGCCAGCGCAGCCAAGACCUUUGUCUUCAUCAAUGAACUGUGCACAGUUCUCAAGCAGCACUCGGCCAAGAGGAGGUCAACUACUCACACACUUCCUCCUGCAGAGGAGAAGGCGCAAAGGAAGACGGAGGGAGACGCAGACGGCGACGGCGGGAGUCUAGCUGAGGCGACACCGUCGACGUCUGGAGCACAAGGUGAAGGUGGAAAUGAAGACGGAGAAAAGAAGCCUAAGCGGGCUUCCAGGAGACAGAUUGCGUAUCUGGAGAACCUGUUGAAGGUGUACAACGAUGAGAUCAAGCGUCUGCAAGAGAAGGAGCUCAGUGUGGAUGACCUGGAGGAGGAGGACUCGAGCUACAUUCAAGAGCACAAACUGAAGAGAAAAAUGAUGAAAAUAUACGAUAAGCUCUGUGAGCUGAAGAGCUGUAGCUCUUUGACAGGGAGAGUCAUUGAGCAGAGGGUGUCAUACAAAGGGACUCGUUAUCCUGAAAUUAACAAGAAGAUUGAGCGUUACAUUAACAGCCCAGAGGUGCGGUUGAACCCACCCGACUACCGCGACAUCCUGCAGCUGGUGCAGCGUACCAACCAGCGCCACAACCUGUCGCUGACCCGCAGCCAGCUGUCUCAGAUCGCCCAGGAUGCCUUUCAGGAGUCGGGUAGCCGCCUGCAAGACAGACGCCACCUGGACAUGGUCUUCAACUUCGGCUCCCACCUCACGGACACCUACAAACCCAAUACAGACCCUGCCCUCACCGACCCCACCCUGGCGCGUAAGCUGCGGAGCAAUCGGGAGGUGGCACUCUCCAGCCUGGAGGAAGUGAUCACCAAAUAUGCCAUGAAGCAGGGCGACACAGAGGAGGAGGAGAGGCAGAAGCGCCAGAAAGCUAAUCAGAAGAAAGAACAGGAUUCAGGCAAAGUGGAUGAGGAGGAAAAAGGGGAGGGGAGUGGCGGUGAAGAGGAGGAGGAGGAAGAGGAAGACGAAGAAGAUGACGUGUCAUCAGACCCAGACAUUGAAGAAGAGAUUCAGGCCAGUCAUUCUCAAGAGGGUGAUGAGGAAGACGAGGAGAAUGAUGAGCCUACGAAUGCCAGUGAAGGUGAAAACCAAGGGAGUGAGGACUUGCCUUCAGUAAAAUCCUCUGCUCUGGAAGAGGAGGAGGAUGAGGAGGGAGGGGAGGAAGAAGGUACCAGCGAAAAUGACCAGCAGUCAGUGAGCAGCAGCCACAGAGAACCGUCCACAGAUGCCUCCCCGCCAGAACAACCUACGACAGAAAACGCCUCCCCUUCAGACAGUCCUAGCCAGUCGGAGCCUGUCAAAACAAUUCUCCCCAUGGACAAUCAAUGGCAAAGCCCCAUUUCCCCCUCUCAGCCAAUCACAACAAACUUGGACUCUCUGCCCCCAUCGCCGGUGGUGGUGUCCACCAAUGAGGACUUGUUGUUGACUCCCUGCGAUACAAAGUCGAUCAAUGGCCGCUCCUCUCCCCCGAGUCCAGUAGGUUCCGACUCUGCUUGGAACUCAAGAAAGAGGAGGAGAAGUGUUGAAAUUGUCCCACAGAAAACCAGCAGCAAGCGGCAGAAAGCCAACAGCAUGAGUGGCAGUGAGAGCGACAUCCCUCUGGAUAUGGGCGUGGCCAGCAGUCCAUUGCAGGCAGACUCCACCCGAGCAGACUCGCCCACCCAGGAAAUUGUCAGCAGUUCCCAGAUGACACCGCCUACAAAAUCAAAUAAGGUUGAUGCAACAACUCAGUGUGACCCGGAAGAGGUCAUUGUACUGUCAGAUUCAGAUUGAUGAUCACCCUGCUUGGUGUCACGUGAUGCAGGCAAAGAGGUGUUCCUUGCUAAAGGGAUCCCUCAUCCUUCUCUCACAGCACUCUACACCUCGCCCAUUGGAAAAGAUUUGCCAGAGGAACUGCCACUCCUCACAUGUAGAUCUGACGCACCUGUGCAGGCCUUACCUGGGGGCGCCCACCACCUUUUCGGGGAAAGAAACGUUUACAACUCACCUGCUGCUGGACUUGACUUGACUUGGCUGGGCUGGGCUGGGCUGGCCUUGGCUCAGAGCAGGAUUGUGCUGAUGUAAUUCAGGUUGUACUCUAAUGUUUUAGCUGUAUUUGUUUUUUUUGUUGGGUUUUUUUUUAGUUUUUUUCAUUAAAUUAAUGAACUUGUAUGAGUGCACAUCCUCUGGAGGCCUCUUCCUCCAGUCAUGGUGCUUCUCCUUCAUGCUUCAAUAAAUGACAACAUCUUUUGUUGCACAACUGAGGGAGUGUAUGUCUGGAGGUCCAUGUGUAGUGUCCAGCAAUCAUCUUACAUGAGGACAAAAUGUCCACAGUAUUGAAUUUUCACUGUUAGUUUUGUUUUCCUAUUGUACAAGCAUAACUGAAUAUGUGGUCACAUAGCUCAGGGGUGUCAUGCAUACAUUUUUGCCUGACAAACUAUGUGGAAUGCAAUGUAUGUGACACUGUACAUUGUUAAGUAUUUGUCAUGGGAGAUAGUGACUGCUUGUAGUUUUUCUUGGGGUCUUUUAACAUUUGUUUUGUACACUGUGGGGCUGUACCCUCAGAGGGUGUACAGAUUUAGGAUGUACAAACAAGAGUGAGAACCCUAAACAAACAACCAUAUGAAGUAUGGCAAUGCUCUUACCAUUUAUCCUUGUUUGAAAGCAUAGACUUUUAACGGACAUGUACCUAACAUGAGCCGUUCCAAGGAAUGGAACGAUACAUCAUUAAACUGCAUUUGGUGUGCCCGGAGCUCGUUAUCAAAGGGGAGCCUGACAUGAAAUGUUUGGGAACCACUGGCUUAGUAGGAGAAAGGAGGUGUUUAAACAGUAUGGGUAUAUUAUCAAACCAUCUCCACCUUUUUUACAUCCCUCGUUAUUUCAUCCCAGAAGUGUUUUCCAGGAUGGGUGAAUUAAUCUUGACUUGCCUUGUCUGUAUUUAUUGAAGUCCAUUCCAUUAUAUCCUGCAAGUUAUCCUGGGGUAUGUAGUCUUUUUUAAAAAAAGUGGCAAGGCCAUGUUUGGUUCCACAAUUAAAGGUGGUAUUGGACGUACAGUCUUUAAGAGAUUGAUAAAGGAAAUAAACACAGAACAUACUAAAACACUUAUUCAUUGUGACCUUGUGAAAAUGUUCACAUAUGCCUUCAUGCUUGAUAAAAACAGGGUUUUUACAAUGUCUAAACAUUUUACUGUCUCCCAUCCAAUCACACUGUUUGAAAAUCUAGCCCAGUUAUGUCUUUUCCUUUUAAAAGGCAGCACAGCUUGUAGCUUUUUUAACCCAGACAUUCUAAUUGCCAUCAAUGUGAAGAUUGUUUGAUCAAAUUGUUUUUAUAGCUUAGAAAAGGGUAGUGGUUGACGUGAUGUGAUGAGUAAUGACAUGAUGAGUACUCACAAUGAGUGCAGCUGAGGCAAGAGCUGAAGACGAGACUGUUUGCACAAUUUGAUUUGCAUAUGCCACUCUAAUGGUAAACUUUGUUUACUACUGAUGAACUUUUUCAUUUUGCUUUUUUUUGUUGUAAGUCCAUCUCUAGUUGAGUAGUUUGUGUUUUCUUUUAGAUUUUAGAUACGUUUUUUAAAAAUCUGAUUUCCAAUAAAACAAUCUUUUUACA